AUGUCAACCACCGAGCCUGUACCGUCGACGCCAACCCGCCCGGACGGCGACGCACAAGAAGGCGCCCCCGGAGCCGCCUCGCCCCCCGGCACCGGCCUCUCUGUGCCCGCCAGCUCCGACGCCAGUGAGAAGCAGCUCGACAAGACGUCCGCCGCCGUGGAAUGGGACCUUGACCCGCGCAACCCCAUGAACUGGCCCAACUGGAAAAAGGCACACCUCAUCAUUAUGCUGUCCUCCUUUGGCUUCGUCUCCUCCGCCGGCACGUCCAUCAUCAGCCCCGCGACCGCCGCCAUCGCCGCCGAGUUCCACGUCUCGCGCGUCGUCGCCCUCCUUCCGCUCUCGCUGUACUGCUUCGCCCUCGGCUUCGGCCCCGUCCUCGGCGGCCCGCUGUCCGAGACCCUGGGCCGCCGGCCCGUGUACGUCGGCACCAGCGUCCUCGGCGCGCUCUUCACGCUCGUCGCGGGGCUGACGCACAGCUUCGCGGGGCUGUGCGUGCUGCGCUUCCUGGCGGGGUUCUGCUGGGCGCCGGCGCUGGCGUCGGGCUCCGGGUCCAUCGUGGAGACGUUUGCGCCGCGUAGUCGCGGGCCGAUGAUGGCGGUGUACAUUCUCAUGCCCUUUCUGGGUCCGGGCUUUGCCCGUCAAAACUGGCGCUGGACGCAGUGGAUUCUCCUCUUCUUCGCCGCCUUCACCCUCCUCUUCACGCUCACCACGUGGGAGACCUUCCCCGCCAUCCUCAAGCGCCGAAUCGCCAAGGAGCGCGGCGAGCACGUGCCACCCUCUCCUCCCAUCCCCCAACGCAUCGCCACCUUCCUACAGACCGGCCUCGUCCGGCCGGUGCACAUGCUCCUCACCGAGCCCAUCACCGGCUUCCUGUGCCUGUACGUCUCCGUCAACUUUGGCAUCCUCUUCAGCUUCUUCGCCGGCCUGGCCUACACGUUUGGCCGCGUCUACCACUUCGACGUGGAGCAGUCCGGGCUCGUCUUCCUCUCCGUCGCCGUCGGCUGCCUGCUCGGGCUGGCCACGAUCCUGCUCUGCGACGUCGCGCUGUACCGCCCGCGGAUGGCGCGCUUCCCGGGCGGAAAGGUGCCGCCGGAGCAUCGGCUGUACCCGGCGAUGGUGGGCAGCUUGGGAUUGCCGGUGGGCUUGUUCUGGUACGCGUGGACGGCGAGGAGCGACGUGUCGUGGGCGAGCCCGGCGGUGGCGAUAUUGCCGUUUGCCUGGGGGAACCUGUGCAUCUUUGUCUCGGCGAUGCAGUACGGCGCGGACACGUACCACGGCAGCGUAGUGGCGAGCCAGGCCAGCGCGAACAGCCUGGCGCGGUACGGGUUUGCAGGUGCGUUUCCGCUCUUCAUCGUGCAGAUGUACGACAAGCUGGGCGUCAACUGGGCAGUCAGCCUGUUUGCGUUCGUGACGGUUGCCCUUCUUCCAAUCCCGUGGGUUCUGUUCAAGUUUGGUCCUCGCAUCCGUGCCUUGAGCAAAUACCCAACGGUCCAGUACGAGAAUCUUUAA
Messenger RNA from Cordyceps fumosorosea ARSEF 2679, 1509 nucleotides. RefSeq names its product Major facilitator superfamily domain, general substrate transporter. The record is from RefSeq and is a predicted model, not a curated record. Lineage: Eukaryota; Fungi; Ascomycota; Sordariomycetes; Hypocreales; Cordycipitaceae. The coding region runs from base 1 to 1509 and encodes 502 amino acids. Gene Ontology annotation, biological process: transmembrane transport; spermine transport; spermidine transport. Gene Ontology annotation, molecular function: spermidine transmembrane transporter activity; spermine transmembrane transporter activity. The transcript has 3 exons.